This is a messenger RNA of Calliphora vicina (urban bluebottle blowfly), 967 nucleotides long. Its product is annotated as trypsin-1. The coding region runs from base 95 to 967 and encodes 290 amino acids. The record is from RefSeq and is a predicted model, not a curated record. NCBI's taxonomy places the organism in Eukaryota, Metazoa, Arthropoda, Insecta, Diptera, Calliphoridae. Gene Ontology annotation, biological process: proteolysis. The transcript is spliced from 3 exons. Gene Ontology annotation, molecular function: serine-type endopeptidase activity.
GAAAGCUGAUUUCACUACAGCAAAUGCUUUUUAUAAAAACCUUUCGUAAACUGUAACAGAUCAUCAUAACGGUAGCGAAUACGUAAUUGCGAACAUGUUGGAACACAAACAUUGCUUGUUGUUGGCGCUCAUUUUAUGUGUGGCCAUUAAAUAUGCCAUGGGAUUCGAUAGUAAAAUUGUGAAUGGCUCAAUGGCUUUGCCAGACGAAUUUCCAUUUAUGGUUUCUCUGAGACGGGCAUCGUCAGGACGUCACUCCUGCGGUGCUUCGCUUCUAAACCGUGUUUGGGUUUUGACAGCAGCUCAUUGUGUGGUAAGAACAAAGCCAAGUCAAAUUAAUGUCCAAUACGGUAGCAUUGAAUUGAAUCAAAAUUCAACGGAUCUGGCCAAUGUAUCGAAAAUAUUUGUCCAUGAGGGCUACGAUCCAGCUAAUCAGUACAUACAUGACAUUGCAUUGUUGAGGCUCGAUAAGCCGGUCAAUGUAGAGAAAGAUUUUGUAGGCGUUCGACUGCCCGAAUUAAAUGCCACCACUGACAAUCAAACGCCAGUCACUUUAAUCGGUUGGGGCUUAAAUGCGACUGGCGGAGUAGUGCAGCAGUUCUUGCAAAAAGUUGAUUUGGAAAUAUUCGACGAUGACGAAUGUAGUACGAGGCAUGGUUUACAAAUGCAUUCAACUACUAUUUGUGCCGGUGUACCGGAGGGCGGUAAAGGUCAAUGUAGUGGUGACUCAGGUGGUCCUUUAAUUUUAAAUGGCACUCAAAUUGGUAUUGUUUCGUGGUCUCGCAAACCUUGCACAAGACCUCCAUUCCCAGGUGUUUUUACCGAGGUAUCCGCCUACGUUGGAUGGAUUCUGGAAACUGUUCUCGAUGCCGAGGACGAUGAAGACGAAAAUACCGAAGGACUUGAACAAAUAUUGAGUGGAAAUUUAAUAGUAGUUCGUGUUAAAAAUCCACUGAAUGUGAAAAAUUAA